Messenger RNA from Drepanopeziza brunnea f. sp. 'multigermtubi' MB_m1, 3276 nucleotides. RefSeq lists its product as uncharacterized. Gene Ontology annotation, cellular component: membrane; microtubule; cytoplasm. Gene Ontology annotation, molecular function: microtubule binding; GTP binding; GTPase activity. The record is from RefSeq and is a predicted model, not a curated record. Lineage: Eukaryota; Fungi; Ascomycota; Leotiomycetes; Helotiales; Drepanopezizaceae.
AUGGCGCCCGCCUCUGGUAGAAAUAAGAGCCGGAUCAAGAGUGAGUAUCCAACCAGUUCGGGUUUGAAAACACCCACGAAUCAGAGCAAGUCACGCACACUGUCACCACUCCUGAGAGAUGAGAUCGACUUGACGACGUCUUCUGACGAGCUUGAAGACGUGCCAUCCACUUCCUCAUUCCAAACAAGUCAAGCCGAACAGAUCGAUUAUGACGACGCCUCGAACACCAUUAAGGUUCAAGAAUUCCGUCCCAGAUCAGCGGCAGUUCCUAAUCCUACAUCGAGGGCAUCUUCUACACCUACGCCUGCCUCCCGGGUUCCUUCACGGCCAAUCCGACAACAGGCUGCUGCAAAGUCGCCACCCAUAAUGUCUGGUCUUGAAGUCAUCGGGAAGAAUGUCAAGACACUUGUGGAUACGAUCGAGGACCUGAAGCGAAUUGGCCUCAAGAGCAUCGACGCGAAGCUUCCUGAGCUGAUACUCGUUGGAGACCAGUCUGCUGGCAAAUCGUCUUUGAUGGGUGCCAUUGCGGAGAUUAACCUGCCCAAAGGACAGUCGAUGUGCACCAAAUGUCCAACCAAUAUCAAGACUACGUGUGCGGAAGACUGGAGUUGCCGCGUCUCGCUCCAUAACUCCUAUGACCACGUUCCACACAAGUAUACCGCCAAGAAUGACCAAUUUCCAGACUGGGUCGAGAACGAGCAGCUGGUAAUUGAACCUUUUGCCGAGCUGGACAAGAAUGAAAAAUCCAAACUCGAAGAAGUAUUGAGGUGUGCCCAAGUGGCUAUACUCAACCCCAGCAAGGCGCCAGCUGUAUUCCUUCCCGGUAUCUUUGACCCUGCAAACCGAGACAGCGAUGAGGAUGAAGCCAUGUUCUCACCCAAUGUGAUAUCUGUCGAAAUCUCGGGCCCAGGACUACCAGAGCUGUCCUUCUACGAUUUGCCCGGGCUGUUCAACGCGGCUAAUGCGCGAAAACAAAGAGGAUUGGUUGAAGUAUUUGACAACAUGACAGAAAAGUACAUCAAGCACGAGAAUGGGCUGAUUAUUUGUACCAUGUCGAUGCACAUCGACCCAGGUAAUUCAAAAACAAAAGGCUUUAUAGAAAGAUACGCCGACACCGACGAGCGCUGCAUCGGUGUCCUGACAAUGCCUGAUAGAAUGCAGGAUGGAAAGGCUCAUUCGGAUUAUACGAGCAUUUUCGAGAAAUCAAAAUAUGUCCUGUCGCCGCAUGGAUAUUUUGUCACCAAGCAGCCCGGUCCUGACUUCGAGGCUUCCGGUGACAAGUAUCACUCAACUGCUCGUGAAGAAGAGGACAGAUACUUCGAGACGGCCCCGCUGUGGAAGUCAGGGGGGGAAUGGCAUCGAUACAGGAAUCGAUGUGGCACAAAGACAAUCCAAGAAUAUCUGUCCAAGGCUUUUGCGCAACAGAUCUUGAAAAGUCUUCCGAACAUAACUGAUAACAUCCGUCAGCAAACUAGCGAUGUCGAUCGAGACUUGUCGCAAUUACCUGACGUGGCCAAUCACCAAGCCCAGAGCAUCGUGAGACAGAGUUUGAGUGACUUCAGCUAUCAAGUUCGUCAACUAUUAGAGCCCAACUCUGUUUACCGCAAGAACGCAUUUCAAAAGGAAUGGAAGAAGCUUUGUGGCCAGUUUGUCAAGGCGAUCGAGUUUAUGUGUCCGCGCUGCUGUAUCAAAGCCGACGAACCAGAAGUUAUCAAUCUGGAUGAUACCGACGACGAGGAGGAUCUGGUUCAGCAGCAUCCAAAGCGGCCCUUAGGCUUGGAACGAGCAGAAAGCCCCUUGUCCAAGAAUCCCAGAAAUGGGAAUGCCACCGCUCAGCUUCGGACCACGGAGCCAUCUACCCCAGUUCGAGGUGUGAAGAAGGAGCUUAGAUCGGGUAGAAAGAUAGCCAAACUGCCGACACUGCAUCCCAGCAUCCAAAAACUCCCGGACGACGCAUAUGGCCCCUUCAAGCAGAGAUACCUGGCUUUUGGCUAUGGCUUCAUGUCAAUCAUGGAUAUUCGCCAGGCGAUCGAAGAUAACGCUAUGGCUGGGCGACCUGGUAACGUCAACGACGUUGUCAUGGAGGAUUACGUAUUGAAGGCAAUCAAUAUGUGGAAACGCCCUGUCGAUACUUUUAUCGACGGCACGUUCAAGCAACUGCGGGAUGAGAUUAUUGGCGUCUUGGCAAGAGUGUUGAUCCGCUACAAGGAUAUGAGCUUGCACAGAGAGUCAAAGGCAAUCGUUGAGAAGUUCUUGGACGCCAAAGAGAAAGAGCAGCGAGCCCGUUCGCAAAACUUUUUCGAGGUGGAGAAGUCCAGUCUCUUUACCGUCUGUGACGCCGAGUUCGAACGCCACAAGGCUGUAGCCCUCGAUCUCCUCUCAGCCGCGAGAAAGAAGCACCGAGUACAGAACUACGUGGAUAGCCACACCGGCAUCACAAUCAAUGGGCGAGUUAGAGACGAAACGAGACUCCGAGCUGACGCCGAGGCAAACAUUGGUCCGGACGCCUACGGGAAAGAGUUGAACACUGCUGCGUACAUCCGGGGAUAUUACGAUAUCGCUCGCAUCCGUUUCACAGACUACUUAUGCGUCGAUAUGAAUGUGACGUAUUUUCAUAAGAUCAAGGACGAGAUACCCUCGCUCCUUGAGGAAUGCCUACAGAUCAACGGGGCUAAUAGCGAUCGAAGAUGCCAGGAACUGCUAGAAGAGAGCGAUCAGAUCGCUGCCCAGCGUAGCGCGCUGGUCAAGAGAAAGGAGCAACUCUCCACCUUCUCCAAAAUCCUCGACAAGCUUCAAGUGGAGAUCAACAACAAGUCUGGUCCUUCGGAAGACCGCAUGCGCGAGCUGGAUGCUCAGAUCGCUCGGCACGCCACCGCGUUCGCUUCAGCUUCGAGCUUCGCGCUCGAUGGCCAGCAGACUAUCCCCUCGAACGACGACAACGACGAAGCCACUGCCGAGUCCAGCACCAUCGCUCGUUCCCCGCUCAAGCAGGCCGCAGCUGACAAGUUGAGUCACAUCCAGACCCAGGUUGUCACAAAAAUAUACACACACGACCUCAUGUACACAACACACAUCCACCCACCUCUCUCACUUCCUCCUUUCUCGGAAGUCUCUCAGAUUUGGACGCGUACAGCAAAAUCACAAAUCGCGCACUCUCUCCUUGUUCUCAUGAAAAGGAAACGAACCGUCCCCCUUUCUACGGAUUUUCCGUUUCUCUUCUUUUCCUGGGGGAUAGGGACGGGCUUUCCCCCUUUUCGAUUCAAUUUCCUCCUCUGA